Molecule: messenger RNA, 10507 nt
Organism: Paramecium primaurelia
Lineage: Eukaryota; Ciliophora; Oligohymenophorea; Peniculida; Parameciidae
Source: the annotation of a GenBank genome assembly
AUGAAUUAAUAGUAUUUAAGGAAGAAAUUAAAGAUUAAAACAACUACUGAUACUCCUCUUAUUCCAAAAAUAAUGUCUACAAAAAAUGAGUAAUCGUAAUUCAUUGAAACUAAUCGAAAACGUUAUAUAAAAGCAUUUAGUCCAUAGCGUUUUUAAUUGCCGCAAAUAGUUUAACCUUAAUUGAGUUAGAUUACACCAUUACGAUAAAGAGGGAAAUCUGAAAGUGUUAGAGAAUAUUCAAUAGGAUUUUUGGGACCUAAUGAUUUUGUUCGUUUAUUAUAGACAGAUUAAAAUUUGGGAUAGGAAUUUUGUUAUUUGAACAAUUAUGGUAAUCCUUAUGAAUGGAAGGUUGUAAAUUAUGAUGAUAGAAAUAUGGAUUAUUAUAUGACUAUAAGUGGAAGGGGAAUUAUAAUACAUCAUAGUAAUUUUGAGGAAUUUGUGUCUAUAAAACAAUUUGAAAAUGACAGGAAAUUAUUUUAUAGAUUACAAAAGAUAGAGUUCUUUCGAAAUUAUCUGAAACAAAAAACAUUCACUAGAUGGAAGAAGUUAAGUAUUAAAAAUAAAGCAUAAUCAAUUUCUAAGGAAUUAACAACUAGUUAUUUACUCUUAGAUUAAUCACUUAAGAGACCCAUAGAAGAAAUUCAUAAAUAUACUUAAAGAAUAAAGGGUUUAGUAUUUUUUUCACCUACAUAAAUGAGUCCUGUAAAUUAAACAAAAUUCAUAUAGAAAUUAUAAAGAUCUUUAAAUGAUUUCUAAAAAGAAUUAGCUAAGAAUAUUAAUUUAAUAUUGAAAAUAGUUGUUGAUGCAUGUCAAUAUUCAUUUAGUAUAUUUAAAGAAGACCAAGGUUAUAGGUAGAAUUUAGAAUUGAUAAGGAAUUCUUAAAUGGAAUAAAAACCUCUAAUAAUUGGUGUAUUUAUGCUCUUCUUAUAAUUAGGAUAAUUCUACAUAGUCAAUGUAAUUCACAAUGGAAUCAAAUUUGAGAUAAUUUCAAUAGAAAUUAAUUAAAUUUACUAGAAUGAUAGAUUACAUUUAACUUGAGAGUAUGAUAAUAUUGAUGUACAAUUCUAUAGUUAAUUUCUUAAAGGUAAUUAAGAAUGCUAAUAAACAUCUCAAAAUUGGGUAAUUAAUAUUAUUAUUAAAUAGAACAACUUAAUUUAGUUGGAUAGUUGUGGAGAUUCAUUUGUAAGAGGGAUCUAUAGUGUUUGAACCAUCACUUAAAGGUAUGUUGGAUAUAUUUGUUUAAACAAUUGAUAAGGCUAUAGAUAUCAUUGAGUAAGGCAUCUAAUCAACUAGAAAAUAAUAGGAUUUAUAAAAUUAUGGAGUUGGUUCAAGUUCAACAGAUUUAAGAUAGGAUUUGAGGGAAUAUGGAAGAAUUAAUUUAAAAUAAUAUGAUUAUAUAGAGGAACUUGGAGAAGAGUUAAAAUUUAGUUAUAAAUAAAUAGAACAUUAUAUGUUAAAGAUAUAGAUUUUAUUGGAUGAAUUUGCAAAAAGUGAAGAUUAAUUAUUGAAUGCAGAAGUAUUGAAAUUUCAAUUUUAAUUGAUAUCUGAAAUGUAAAGUGAGAUGGAAACAAUAGAGAAUAUAGUGGAUAUUGGAUUUUUGAGAUUGAACAUUUAAUUAUUUAAAUUGUAAAUGUAAACUUUUUUUAAGAAUAAGAUUUAAGUUAUAAAUUAGAAUGUAGAUAUGGAACUUAGAGGGAAAUGUAAAAUAUUAUAAGAAACAAUAUAAGAAUGGUUAGAGAAAUUGAAAUUGAAACCAGUUACAUUGAAAUAAUAUGUAAUACAUCAAGAGAAUUAUUUAUUGAUUAAAUCAAAUUAUGAAGCAAUAGAUUAAUAAAUAGAAGAAUUACAUGUUUAUAAUAGAAUUUAUAUUCAUUAAGAUUAAACAAUUCCUAUAAAGGAUAUUUGGGAUAAGAUAGUUAGUUAAUAUUAAUUAUUUUAAUAUAAGUAUUAUGAUUUAUAAAAUUAAUAUGGAUUAGUUUAAGAUAAGUUUGAGAAGGAAUUUAGAAAAUUGACACCAUUUUUUCAUUAGAAGGUAUUAUAAUUUUGUGAAUAAUUUGAAAAUAAUAAAGAUAUUGAUGAUAUUAAUUCGAUUUCAUAAUUACAAGGAUAAUUGAUUACUUUGGAAUUAGAAUAUGAAGAUUUAAAGUAGUAUUCACAUUCUUUGUAAAUAGAAUAAUAUCAUAAUGAAUAGUUACAUGAGAUAAAGAACAAAUAUGUUUAAUUUAAGUAAUUAUAAAUAGAAAUUCAUAAGAUCAAGAAUUUACAAUAGGAAUGGAUGAGAGAACAUUUUCUUGAUUUGAAUCUAUCUAUUAUAAAGACAACUUAUUAAAAUCUAUUACAUUAAAUAGAAGAUUGUAAAAUAUUUGGUUAAUCUUAAUUGACAUAAAUUAAAACAUAAUUGAUAAAUGAAUUAAAAUUAUAUAAUGUAAUUGAAAUCAUAUUACAAAUAAAAGAUUAUGAUUAAAAUAUUGUAGCUUAAGUAUGUAAGAAAGACAGAUAAUAAGAUAAAAAUUUAUUGUAAUUAAUAUUAUAAAUAUGUAAUAAUCCUUCACAUCCAGUAUUUACUACUUAAUAUUUAUAAUAAUCAGAUAUAAAUGACUAAUAAGAUAAUUUAUAAUAAUUAUUAAUAAUAAUUUAAUAUGAAAAUUAAACAAUGAAUUCACUUAUUAAAUUAGAAGAAUUUUGGAAGAAUCAUAAAUUACUUAUUUAAAAAAUAAAAGGAACAAAAGAUCAAUAUUCUAUUAUUAAUUUAAGUUAAUUAAAUGAAUAAUUAGAUGAGAAUAUUUUGAUUAUCAAUAAUAUUCUAGGAUAACCAAAUAUAGAUGAUUUAAGAAAUAGAAUUGAUUUACAAUUAAAGAAUAUAGUUUAUCUAUAAGAAUAUAUCAAUUAAUUAACACUCUUAUAAGACACAUAAUAUUAUUUAACAAAUGUUUUAUCAACUCAAAUUAAUCAAAAGAAUUAGAGUAAGGAAAUGAAAAUGUAUUAGCAUUAAGAAAAAUAGUGGAAACAAUUAAUAAGAUUAAUUUAAUAAUAGAAGAGUUUAGAAGUAUGGAUUAAAGAUGAAAAUGAGAAGAAAUUCUUAAAAUAAAUACAAUAAGAUAAUUAAAAUUGUAAAAGUAUAAUACAAUAAUUAAAUGAAUAAUUUGAUAAGAAAAAGUAUUUAUUUCCAAGAUUUAAUUUUCUUACUAAUUCAUAAUUUAAUAAGGUUGUUUCUGAAGUUAAACAUCCUGCAGCUAUGUAGCAAUAUUUAAGUUUAUUUUUCCAAAAUAUUCAUUAAUUUGAUUAUGAUCAAAAUAAAGAAGCUGUUACAUCAUUAUAUUCUAAAGAAAAUGAUUAAAUAGCUGUUAAGUAUUGUCCUAUGAAAGGAGAGAUUGAGGAUUGGUUUAAAACAGUAGAAGAAGGUAUGAAAUAAGGAUUGAGAUAAAUAAUUAAGAAUGCUUUGAAACAUGCUGAUAAUUAUUAAUAGAUUGUGUAAUAUCCUAUUUAAAUUAUAUAUAUAUGUAUGACUAUUACUUAUACAAUGAUGUUGGAUGAUAUUCUUUAAAAUGAUGAUAAGGAUUGGAAUGAAUUAGUUGAAUUUAAAUAAUAUGAAAUAUAAGAAUAAAUAAAAUAAUUACAUUCUGAAAAAUAAUCAAUUAAAUAAUAAUUAAGAUAGAUUGCAAUAAUUAUGAUAUUGAAUAAUUAAAAAAAUUUAAUUUAGGAAAUAAAUUAAUUUAAAAUUAAUAGUGAUAAAGAUUACUUUUAUUUAAAAUAAAUUAAAUAUUAUUAUGAUGAUGAAAAUAUAAUUGUUAAUUUCUUAAAUAAUAAAAUCUAAUAUUAAUUUGAAUUUUUUGGUGAUGAAUUUAAUUAUCAUUCAUGGAAAUAAUCUGAAUAAUCUAUUUUACUUAUGAAUCAAGCAUUCUAAAUAAAUCAAUUACCACAUCUUAUUGGUCAUUAUAGUAAAUAUUACAUUAUAACAUAAUAUUCAUAAAUUUUAGGACGUUAUUACAAAUAAAUGUAAAUUACAAGUCAGGAUUAUGAUUUCUAAUAUUUAUUAUAAUGUAUCUAUGGAUCAAUAUAAUCUAAUUCCUUAUUUAUUAUCUCAGGAUAUUAAUAUUUAUAAUAAGAUGAUAGAUUAAUCUUAUAAAGUAUAUUUAAUUAAAUUUGUAAUGCUUUAUGGUAAUAAUUAUAGAUUUAGGAUUAAGAAGGAAGAUAAUUGAAAUUAUAAAAUAAACAUUUUCUAACUCUUAUAUCAGAUGUCCAUUAUCCCAUUCUAUCUUUUAAGAAUAUUCAUGUCUAUUAACCUGAUAUAAUGAUUCUAUGGUAAGCACUUAUUUAAAUAAUAUACAAUUAAGAUAUUGUUGAAAUAUUAAUGAAAUUGAUAUAGACAUUAAUUAGUGUUUUUGGUAAUGAUUUGUUUAAUCUUGCAAGAUUUAAUUCAUUUAAUUAAGUAGUUAAGACAUUGAGAACUAUUAAAUUGAAUGAUCUUUUUGAUUUAUUACAAUAUCAUAUGAAUAAUGCAGAUAAGUUAUUAUUUAAUUCUAUAGUAAAUGAAUAUUUUUAAAACAGAGAAGAAAAUAGAUAUGAAAUGGAAAAAUUGAAUUAAUUACUUAAUGAAAAUAAUCUUAUUUUAGUAUAUGGUUAACCAAAUAAUGGAAAAAGUAAAUUGAUAUAAGAAUUAUUUUAAUUUAAAUUUGAAUAAGAAAAUACAAAUUAAAAUGAAAAUAAUCUAUUAUAAUCAAGUAAAUAAAAUAAUAUUCUUUAUCUUGAAUUAGAUGCUUAUGAUGAUGAAGAUUUGUUCAAUAUUUUAUAAUAUUCUCAAUAAUAUAGAUAUUAUCAUUUUAUUAUUAAUUUUAAAUAGAAGUAAGUCUAUUUUAAAUAAGAGAACAUUAUAUUUUUUAAUAGUUUAAUAUAUUCUAAUAGAAAUGUAAUUUUUGAAAGUAAUGAUCUUUCAAUAUAGGAUCCUGCUUCUUUAGUUAAUUUUACAUUAUUUUAUUAUACUAAUAGUAUUUCCAAUCAACAAUUUCUUAUUCAAGAAUUAAAAUAUGUUAAUAAUUUAGAGUUGUAAACAUUAUUGGCUCGUAAUUUGAUUAAUCAAAUAGAAUAAUAUUAUUCAUUAUUGUUAAACUUUCCAUAUUCAUUAUAAUAUGUAUUAAGAUGUUCUGCAAAGGUUUUAAGUAUUUACUAUAAUGAACAAUAAUACAGUAAAUAUACAUAAUUGGAUGUUGAAAACAUAAGUACGUAUGCAACUUACACAUUGUUCUGUUUGAUUUUGGAUUAAGAAAACAAAUCUCGUGUUGUUUAAUAGAUAUAAAUGGUUAUUCAGGAAAGAAAAUUAGAUCAACUAUUUAAUCAAAAAUCUUCAUACAAUAACACUAUAUUACAAUAUUAUUUUAAUCAAUAAGAAUUAUAUGCUAUUUAAGAGUUGUAGAGUCAUAUACUAUUUUAUGGUGAUAUUUCAUGUAAUAAGAGUAUUUUGGCCAAAUUGAAAUCAUCAAGUGGAUUAUAUUUUAGUACUAGAACAAAAUCAACUGAAUUAUAAGAAUUUAUAGAUAAGAAAUUGAUGACAUAUAGAAAGGAUAGAUAAUUAUAUUUGUCUCCACCAUUUGGAUAAAUUAAACAUUUUAUAGUGGAAGAUAUUAAUGUAUCAAGUUAAUGUCGUAUAUUUAUUAAGUAAUUAAAUGAAUGCAAUUAUAUGUUUGAUAAGAAGAAUAAUUAUUAAUUAAAAUAUAUUAGUAAUUUUUAUUUGUUAGGUACUUCAUAAGAAUAAUUAAUUGAUAAACAUAAUUAAUUUAAAAAUUUUGUAUUUAUUAAUACCAGCAAAUCUCCAUUAAUUUAGAAUAUCUAUACUGAAAUAAUAAUUGAUAUGGCAAAAGAUAAAGUUAAAUAAUAUUUAGAAUUGGGUUAUAUUAAUGAUGGAAUCUUAAAAUUAAAACAUAAAUUCAAAUAGUGUUGGGAUAAGUAAUGGUGUUUUCAUUAUUUAUAUGAUAAUAAUACUAUUUGGUACAGAAUUUUACAUCCUUUACUUGUACUAAAUGAUCCUUAAUAGUUUGUUAAUCAAUUCUAUCAAAAUAUUAUGAGAAUUAUUGGUGGUUAAAUGGAUAUAGUAGAUUUAGAUAAUUUGGAUAAAUUUGUUAAGGAAUUAAAUUUUGGAGAUUAUCCUAUAGAAAUUUUUGUUUAAUAGACUAAGUAAAUGUAUGAUGAAAUCAAAAAAGAGAAUGUGUAAAAUUUAUUUUUACAUGAAAGUCAUUUGGAGAAAAUUAUAUGUAUAAUGAGGGGAUGGUAAUAUGAUUAACAUAUUAUAAUUCAAGGUAGGAUUGGAAGUGGUAGGAAUUCAUUUAUUCGAUUGGCUUAAUUGAUAAUGUAAUAUGAAUAGAAAUACAAUGAUUUUGGACUCAAUGAUUUAUUGUAAAAUUGGGAUUAAUAGAAUCAUAUCACUUAUGUUAUUAAUAUUAAUGAUAAUGUGUAUGAAUUCAUAUCUUAUCCUAUUUAGUAUUGUAAUAAUUUAUGUUUAUUGAAAAAUGAUUAAAUUUAAUAAUUACAUUUAUGUAUAUUAAUAGAGAAUAUGAAGGAACUUGAUGAUUAUAAAAGAAUACUCUAUAAAUGUUAAAUUGUUAGAUUAUUUGAUUGGCCUAAGAUCUUUUAAUAGGAUAUUGCUACUUAAAUUCUUAAUGAUAGAUCUAUUGAUACUAAUCUAUUUUGUAAGGUAUUUGAAUAAUCAUAAGGAUAUAUACAAUAAUUCAUUGAUUAACUCUAUUUAUUCUAAAAAUAAUAUUAGUAAUCCAAAUCAGAAAAUUAGAGAUUGAUUAUUAUUUAUUAGAAGGUUUUAAAUAAGAUUGAAGAAGCAAAUACUGAAUUCAAUACAAUAACAGCUCAAUAUAAUAAGUACAAUUAGGAACAUUAGGAGGUUACAAAUUAGAUGAAUAUUAUAAAUAAUGAGAUAUCUAAGGAUAAAUUAGAAUUAGGAGAUAUCAAUUAAUAAAUAAAUAAAUUAAAUGAGAAUAUCAAUAAAUGUGAAUAGAAGAUAAUUAAAUAAUAAUAAUAAUUAAAUUAAUAAUUUCAAUAAUAUAGUAAAUAGAGAUUACAAAAUUUUCACAUAAUUUAAGAAUUCCCAUUCUUAUAACCAUUAUCAAUGGAAUUAGUACAUUUAGUUGAUUUACCAUAAUUGGAAUUAUAUUAAAUUGAUUAGAUUAAUAUGAAAUAUCCAUAAUCUUCAUAAUAAGUUUAAACUAUCUAUUAGAUUGCUAUAAAUAUAUGUAAUUAUUAAUAAACAUUAAUUCAAUUAUAAAAUAAUAUACAUAAUGAUAAGGUAGCAUUAGAAGAGAUGAAAAAUAAAUAAGAAUUACGAACUGUUAUGAUAUCAUAAUAGGAAUAAUAAAUAAAUAUUUAUUAAUCUAAAUCACGUAUAUUGACAGAUGAAUUAGAUAAGAUAACAAAUAUAUUUGAGGCAACUAGAAAAUGUUUGAAAUAUUUGAAUAAUUAUUAAGUUUAAUGGUAAUAGAAUAUUUUUAAUUUAUAACAAUAAUAAAUUUAGUUAAUUGAUAUUAAUUUUGUUUAAAGUAUUUGUUAAAGUUAUAAUUAAUAAAUUAAGUAGAAAUUAAUAGAUAAUUUAAAUUUAUAAUGUAAAUUAGAUUAUGAGAAUAUGUAAUUACUAUUAAAUUUAAAAUUUUAAAAUUAGAAGAAUAUUAUAUUAAUAAUUGAUCCUGAAAAUUUAUCAUAAGAAUAUCUAUAAUAAUUCUAUCCAACUGCAUAUGUUAAUACAUUUCAUUUAAAUAAUAUUAAUGAAAUCAAAAAUAAUUAUUAAACUCAAUAAUGUUUCAUAAUAAAAGAUGUUAUAAUCAAUGAAUUAUUGAAUUCAUAAUAAUGGAGAUCAUUUAUAUUGUAAUUUCAAUAAUAAUAGGAAACUAAGAUAUACUUUAUUUCCUAUUAAAUUAAACAUGAAACUAAAGCUUAAUCUUUAUUAAGAACUAUUUAUUUCAAGAAAUAAGAUAAAGAAAUUGAAUCAUUUGCUUUAUUAAAUAUAUUAUAAAAAGAGAAUCCUGAUCUAUUUGAUAAAUUAAUAUAAUAAUAUGAUGAAGAGAAUCUAUCUCUUAUUAAUUUGGGAUCUCUCUUAGAUGAUGAUCGUCCUAUUAUGGAUUCUCAUUAUGAAUAAUAAUUGAGUCUAUUGAUAUCUUCUUAAUUUAAUAGCAUAAUUAAUCUAGAUAUUAUUACAUAAAUUCAAGAAUUAGUUGAUUAAUAAGAAUAAUAAAAAUAAUAUAAUGGAUAAUUCAAUUUUGAAAUUUAUCAUCCUUUAAUGGUUAGAUUCUUAUUAAUUUAUAAAAGUCUCUAAUAAUCAUAUAUUUUUGAUCGUCGUUAUUAUAUUACAAUGUAAUAAUUGUUAGAUAAAUUAAUUCAAGUUAUGGAUUAAAUAAAGGGAGACAGUUCUGAAAGAUAUUGGAUUAUAAGUAAUCAUUUCACAUUAUAGAUUAUGCAUUUAAUAGAACAUUCAUUUAAAUUGGAACAUCAUUUAUUAAUGAAAUUCAUUUUAUUUACUCAAAUAGAUUUAAGAAAUAGAACCAUCUCUUAUGAUUAAUAUUAAUAUAUUUUAGGUCAAUAAGUAUAAAAAGAUUUGAGUAAAUAUCCUAAAUCUUUAAAUGUUUCAUUUAUAAAACAAGAAUAAUGGGAUGAUAUUAGAUACAUAAUGAGUUUGUCACCAUCAUUUGAUGAUUUACAUUCUUAAAUCUUAAGAUAUCCUAAGGAAUGGUAGAAAUGGUUAGAUGAUACUUUCUCAAUACCUAAUGAAUAUGAUGAGAAAUUAUAAAUUUUUGAGAAACUCAUCUUGAUUAAGGCUUUCAAACCUAAAUAAAUGAGAAGAUUUAUAUAUGAAUACAUAAAGGAUAGAUCAACAAGACAUUCUACUUAAAUUAAAACUAAUAAGAAAUAUUAAUCUACUGAAAAAUAAAUCAUAUAUGUCUAAUCAUAAUUAAGAAAAUUAGUAGAAGAUAUCAAUAUUCCUAUUUAUAAAGGAUAACAAGAACUUAAUCAACAAUAUUUAUUUAUUAAUUUAUCACAUUAUCCCUUAGAAGUCUAAGAACAAAUUAUAUAAAGCAAAUAUCCACAUUGUAUUAUUGAAAAUUUUGAUGAAGAUCUUUUACUUGAUAAGACAUUAUUGAAUUGUUAGAAAUCUUUUCUAUAAUAUGAUGAAUAAAUACGUUAGAAUAUUAAAAAAUAUAUACCAAAAGUUGAUGGUAAUACUAGUGAAAUGAAAAAGUUUACAUACAGUUUAUGUUAUAUGCAUUUUUUCAUUAUUUAAAGGAAUCUACUCUUAAAUUUGACUUCUGAAACAUAUACAGUAUCAGAUUUAAAUCUAAUAUUGAAAUUCAAUUUACCAUACUUCAUCAAUAGUAAUAUCAAUAGUAUGUUUAAAGUAAUAACUGAUGGAAUAUACAAUGUUCCACCUGAAGAUUAAUUAACAAUAGAAAGUAUUAUUUAUAAACAUUGUAACUAGUAAGUAAAUACUGAAAAUUAUUAGUAUUUACAUUUUCAAACACUUCCAAUUGGUAGUGAUGUAUGGUUAGAUGAGAUGAUUAAUCGAAUUCCAGAUACAAAUGAUACAUAUAGUAUAGGUUAUGGAAAUUACAAUUUUGCAAUAUAUAAUUAAUAGAAUUAAUAGAUAAUUCAAUAAUUCUAAUUAUUAACAAAUAACAAUACUGUUUAAAAUAAGUAAAUUACUAAGGUUAAAUUAGUUGAACCACUUAGUUUAAUUAAAUUAGAAUAAAAAUUAACAAGAAAGUAUUCAUUUUAAAAAAAUGAUUCAAAACCCUUUUCUUAAUAUUAUAGAAAAACAGCACUUAAUAUUAUAAAUAAAAAUAAAUAAAAUAUUUAAUAUACAGAUGCUAUAGAUCAAUAUAUUAAUAUUUAAAUUUAAAAGUAUAAUAUAUUGAUAGAAGAAUUGAAUGAAUAUAUCAAAAACAAUCCACAUAAAUAUAAUAUGGAUUGUCCAUAAGAAUUAUAUUAAUAUUUAUGGUAUAAACCAAAAUCUAAAUUAUUAGUACAUAAUUUAAUAGAAAUGAUUAAUUCUAAUGUGUAUCAAUUAAAAUUAUUAAGAGAUUCAUAAAAUAGAAGAUAUUUUGAUUUAAGUUAUCUAUAUAUUCCAUAAGCAUUAUUGGAAUACUUUAAAUUAUAAUUUAGUCGUAAGAAUGGUCUCAAUCCUUGGAAUCUCAAUAUUUAUACUGAAAUUUCAAAAUGUAUUGAAAUAAAUCAUGUCUAAUAAUAAUAAUUGAAUGAUGGUUCCUAUCUACUUGGAGGAUUAGAAUGUUAGAAUUGUUAAUGGAGUUUGGAUAAACAUAAAUUAAUAGAAUGUGGUAAUUCACCUUCAACUUUGAUUCCUUAUAUCCUUGUUUCUACUUUGGAAGGUGAAUAACCAUAAGAAUUAUAGAUAUAAAUAAUGGAUAAUGAUCUAAUAUUAAUGACAAUAGAUUUAUAAUCAGAUCUUGAUUAGGAUACUAUUAAUAUAAGGAAAGCAAGAAUAGUAAUAAAAGGUAGAUGA